UACGUCAGAGCGACGCGUCUGAGGGACCGCCCCAACAUGGCGACCAAAUAACGAGGCGAGCAGCCAGUUGUACAAAACAGACAGAAGCGACGUGAUAAUGGAUAGUUGGAAUUUAGAAUUAAGUUCCAGUGACGACGAGGCGCCCGAGGAGGUCACUUUUGAGGACUCCAAGGCCCAGGCGCUGCGGAGCGUGAGUCAGGCCCUGGAAAGUGCCAGAAGGGAGAAGGAGCUGCUGAAGGAGAAGAGGAAGAAGAGGCAAGAACUGUUCCAGGAGCAGAAGAAGAGAAAACCUCUUUCUGACACACUUCUGGAGGAAAUCGACUCGUCCCAAAGGCAGAGCCAACAAGAAGCUGAAGCGACUCUUCAAGAUGAAGAUGAAACGGAAGAGACAAAGAAGCAAAAACGGAAACAUUCCAAAAAGCUGAUGGGGAACUACAAAGUAACGACGGUAAAGCCUCAAGCGCUGCCGUCUUUUCGGCAGAAAGCUGCCGAGGAUUUUCUCCACUUGCGGUAUUACAGCCUGGGAAGUCGUCGAGGCACAAGUAACGAGCAGCUGUCCCUUCAAAAUAAGACCGCAAAGAGGAAAGGAGCUGCUUUUUCCUUUGUCAACAGCCAAUGGGCUCCUGAGAAAAAAAGCAAGGCGGAGAAGCUGAAGCGGCGCUGGAUUCAAAAGCGGGUUCCCUCCAGCUGAUUGGAUGUCCGCAACAAGUACAUGCACCCUUGCCGUGACGAUACGCCAAGCACUGUGCCCAAUCGAGUCAAUCCAGAGACUAUUUUCUGUUUGCCUGUAGGGAAGAGAGUUCUUUUGGGUGGUGCCACAGCAAUGUGGCAGCUCAAGUUCUGCCCAUGUAUCAUGGGUUCAAGUGGCGGAUGGCUAGGCAUUGCGGGCAAUCUGUUACGCGAUCGUCAGGCAACCUUUUAGUUAUGGAAUUAAAAUUGUUUUUCUGCCA
This is a messenger RNA of Syngnathus typhle (broad-nosed pipefish), 950 nucleotides long. It is a transcript of the gene nol7, whose product is annotated as nucleolar protein 7. Bases 98 to 691 code for a protein of 197 amino acids. Gene Ontology annotation, cellular component: nucleus. NCBI's taxonomy places the organism in Eukaryota, Metazoa, Chordata, Actinopteri, Syngnathiformes, Syngnathidae. The record is from RefSeq and is a predicted model, not a curated record. The transcript has 7 exons. Gene Ontology annotation, molecular function: RNA binding.